AUGGAGCCUUUAGAGAUUCAGCAGCCGAUCGCAGCGGCUCCUGCUCCUUCAUUCAUAGUCGCCCAUCAGAAAGUCGAUCUCGAUGUCAAUUUCAGCCAACAGAUUACUGGCAGAACAGAGAUUACCAUUUAUCCCGAAUCAUCAGAUCUUAAAGAAAUCCGACUUCAUGGGCGGAUAUGUGCCAUUAAGAAGGUUCUGGUGAACGAUAUACCGCCACCUUCCGUACGCUACGAUGAUCCCUGUGGACAACUUACCCUUCACUCUAGGAGCACAGUACAUCAGCACCAUCUGUUGUCCCAGAAACUGGAACGCUCUACAGGAUCUGAUCCAGAGCCGGACAUUGUUAUCAGCAUACCAAGAAAGGUGAAGAUUGUACCGACUGAAGUGGCAGAGGUCCAUACGCAGGCUGCGGGCUCGAUCAAAAUUCAAGAGCCUGCGAUCGCAGGUCAGUCUGCGGCCGAGGCUACACAGGCACUGUCAGAUACCACUGUUGCCAAGUUUACGCCACUGACCGUGGUCAUCGAAUUCGAAACUCGGCAUGCUCGAGAAAAUCUCCAGUUCGUUGCCGGUAAGCGAGGCGGUGGGCGAUGGCCGCACGCGUACACUCGGUCAAAGCUUGGUCGUGGGGGUGCUUCGUCGUUAUUUCCAUGCGUGGAUCUCAUCAGCAGUCGAUGCACAUGGGAUAUUUCAAUCAAGUGUCCACGUACGGUAGGCGAUGCUCUCAAUCAAGCCCUGUCGCUAGAUCUUUCACAACUGAAUCUUGAUCCAUCUUCGAAAGACUCUCGUCAGAGUUAUGAGAGCAAGGAGAUGAUCGUUGUCUGCUCAGGUGAACUUACGGAUGAGAUUGUGGACAAAGUCGACGACACUCAAAAGUCGGUUUCUUUCUCCGUGUCGGAGCAGCUGGCUCCCCAGCAGAUCGGCUUUGCUGUCGGACCUUUCGAGAAAGUCAAUCUCGGCGAGCUUCGGGAUGCGCAGGAAGCGGAAGAGCUCGGGCGUAAUGCUGUGGAGAUGCUGGCAUACUGCUUACCUGGUCGCGCCGAGGAGACGAAAAACACGUGUCUACCACUGACAAAAGCCAUGGACUUUGUGGUCCACAAGUACAUAUCCUGUCCCUUCAAAUCAUACUCGAUGUGCUUCGUUGAAGACAUCCCCAUGGAUUUAUCAGUCUUUGCUGGUGUGUCGAUGUGCAGUACGAGGCUGCUCUAUCCGGAAGAGGUCAUAGAUCGAGCUCAGGAGGUAACUUGGCAGUUGGUCUAUGCUAUCGUUUGUCAAUGGAUCGGCAUCAACAUCAUCGCAGAAGAUCCACGGGACAAUUGGAUCAUCAUUGGUGGAGCUUACUUCAUCGCCGGUCUGUUCAUGAGAGAUUUGUGCGGCAACAACGAGUAUCGCUACUAUAUGAAGCAACAAGCUGAUCGAGUGUACGACCUAGACCAUGAACGACCCUCAAUUUACGAGAUGGGAGCUCUGAUGCACGUGGACCCGGCAGAGUACGAAUUUCUGACCAUUAAAGCGCCUGUUGUGCUGUUCAUUCUAGACCGGCGCAUUGCAAAAAUCCAGGGCACAUCCAAAAUGCCAGCGAUUUUGGCCAAGAUCCUUACCAGAGCUCGAACCGGUGAUCUGGUCAACAACGCCCUCUCCACAGACCUAUUUCAGAAGACGGCGGAGCGGUUUGCUCAUAUGAAAAUCGAGGACUUCUUCAGCCAAUGGGUGAAAGGUGCAGGUUGCCCCAGAUUCCAAGCAUUUCAACGGUUCAACAAGAAGAAGUUGGUGGUGGAAAUGCUUAUCAAGCAGGACCAAGGCACCACCACGACAGAUCGAGAACUUGAUGUUGACGCUUUUAUGCGAGAUGCUCGCGAGGAUUUCCAGACUGUCUAUGCAGCUCCACCACAACCAGUCUUCACUGGUCCGAUGACUAUUAGAAUUCACGAGGCUGAUGGUACGCCUUAUGAACACAUCGUUGAGAUUAAGGAUGCUAGCACCAACUUCGAUAUCCCCUAUAACACCAAAUACAAGCGUCUCAAGAGGAGCAAGAAGCAGCGAGCCCGAGCCAGCGCCAAGGCAGCUACUGAAGGUGGAGAUGAGGAGAACGAAGCCCUGGUGUACUGCCUAGGUGAUGUUCUGCAGGGAGAAGAAGAUGUCGCCGACUGGAGAAUCACCGAAUGGAGCGCAGAGGAUGAAGAGCGAAUGAAUUCAGAGUCUUACGAAUGGAUUCGUCUGGACGCUGACUUUGAAUGGAUCUGCCGAAUCAACCUUCAAAUGCCAGGCUACAUGUUUGCGUCACAACUUCAGCAGGACAGGGACGUCGUUGCUCAACUUGAAGCGGUGCGUCACAUUUCGAAUUAUCCACCGUCGCCGCUGGUCUCGUCCAUAUUCACGAGAACAUUGAUGGACCGUCGCUACUUCCAUGGCGUACGAUCACUGGCCGCCCAAGGUCUAGUAAAACACGCGAAGGAAGAAGGUGAGGCAAGAAACAUUGGGCUGUUCCACCUCAAGAAGGCCUACGAAGAGUUGUACUGCAUAACGGAUCAAGGCCUGGCCAUGACCAGACCAAAUGACUUUUCUGAUCAGCUGGCAUACUUGCUACAAUGCGAGAUCAUCGAAGGCAUUUCCAGAGUGCGAGACAGCCGCGGACAUACGCCUAAAGAAGUCAAGGAGUUCCUGCUGGACAAGCUGAAGUUCAACGACAACUCGGCAAAUGACUAUUCGGAUGCGCAUUACGUGGCUCACCUGAUGAGAGCGCUCACGACCGCGGUGAUGGCCCGGCCUCAUCACCGGAUCGGUGUGGAUGACAUGGACGUCGAUGUCGAGGAUGAGAUGCUCGAGAUGAGACGACUUGAAGAACAGUUUCUCGAGGAGAUUGACCGCUACCGCCGAAUGGACGAAUGGACCAGUUCUUACCAAAACCUGUACUCACGGACGGCAUUGGAGUGCCAGGCCAUGCUUGCAGCAGCUGGUGUCGGUCGGUUCUCACCCUUGCACUUUUUGCAAUAUACCAGACCAGGGAACUAUGAUAUGCUUCGGCAAGCAGCAUACACAGUCCUGAUCACGCCGGGCAAUCUCGACGAGCCUGCAAUCCUCCGCUACGUGAUGUACUGCAUGGUGGCAGACGCUUCACCAUGGUUACGACAAAGUCUACAGCGGGCUUUCGGCAAGGUAUUGGCCAAGCGUGCGAUCGGAGACAAGACUGUGUCGGCACAACCGGCUACGGAUGGGCUUGUCAUCGAAGAUACAGGCGUAGCGGACGCCCGCCAAGCCGACCUGGCGAGACGACACACUAUGGAGGGCGCCAUUUCUGCGCUCAAAAAGGAACUAGGUGGCCAUGAGGUACUGAAAUCGGCAUUAUGGAAUGUCAUCUGCUAUGAUCAAAUCACCCUGGAAGACCUGCAGACCAUGCUGGAAUUCUGCCGUAUGUUAUACGACCCUGUGGAUUCAAUGAAGGUGUCUCUAAAGCUGCCGCGGUAUUGGCGGGUCGAGAAUCUUGGGAAGGGCAAACUGAAGUUCGCACAAACCCAGAGGGUCAGAUCAAAAGUUGUGCCGAAAUGGCAACCUCCUAUACCCGCCGCGCGAGCAGAGCCACAAACAGCGCGCCCGAGCAUUGGUGGUGGUGGUGGAGGGCUGAAGCUCACAUUCAAGAUGGGCUCAAGCCAGCCGUCCAAGCCUACACCCACACCUCCUCCUCCUGCACCGCCUGUGCAGACUCCUACCGCUGGACCAGGCCGUGUCGUCCUCAAAUUCAAGCCAGCUUCGAAAGGAUAA
Molecule: messenger RNA, 3756 nt
Organism: Exophiala viscosa
Lineage: Eukaryota; Fungi; Ascomycota; Eurotiomycetes; Chaetothyriales; Herpotrichiellaceae
Product: transcription initiation factor TFIID subunit D2
Exons: 2
Coding region: 1-3756 (1251 amino acids)
Biological process (GO): transcription initiation at RNA polymerase II promoter
Cellular component (GO): transcription factor TFIID complex
Molecular function (GO): transcription cis-regulatory region binding; RNA polymerase II general transcription initiation factor activity; chromatin binding
Source: RefSeq, a predicted model, not a curated record